Molecule: messenger RNA, 720 nt
Organism: Camellia sinensis
Lineage: Eukaryota; Viridiplantae; Streptophyta; Magnoliopsida; Ericales; Theaceae
Source: RefSeq, a predicted model, not a curated record
AUGAUCUUCAGUAAAAGGGAUGUUAACACUGUUCAGAUGAUAAUGGAUGGAUUGGCGGAGUUCAGUUCCCUUUCUGGCCUCAAUCCCAAUCCUAGCAAGAGCAACAUUUUUUUCUCUGGCUGUAAUCAGGAGCUGAGGGCUAGUAUUCUUAAUGUUGCCUCUUUUACUGAGGGGACUUUACCUGUCAAAUACCUUGGAGUGCCCCUCAUCACCACUAAAUUGAGAGCGUCUGAUUGUAAACAACUUGUUGACAGGAUCACUAAAAGGAUUAAUAGUUGGACCAAUAAACUUCUCUCUUAUGCUGGUCGGGCCCAACUCAUCCAGACUAUCUUGUUUUCUAUGCAAGUUUUUUGGUCUUCUCUUUUCAUUUUACCUAAGAAAGUUAUUAAGGAGAUUGAAAGUCUUCUUAGAUCCUUUCUUUGGUCUAGUACUGAUCUUAGGAAGCAUGGCCCUCUUUGGGAUAGAUAUGGUGACAGAAUCAUGUAUGACUCUGGUUUAAAUGGUGAUUCCAAAGUGAGUCAAAUAAUUGUUGGGGGUCUUUGGAAGUGGCCUUUUCCAAGCUCUUGGGACCUUAGGAAACUAACCUCCCAAACCCCUAACAAUUGUCUUCCUAAUCCUUUAGAGGUGGACAAAACUGUCUGGUCUUUAAACACUGAUGGUGUGUUCACUAUUAAAUCUGUUUGGGAGUUGUGGAGAAAUAAACAGGAUACUGUACCUUAG